Molecule: messenger RNA, 1518 nt
Organism: Anopheles maculipalpis
Lineage: Eukaryota; Metazoa; Arthropoda; Insecta; Diptera; Culicidae
Product: probable cytochrome P450 6a14
Exons: 2
Coding region: 13-1518 (501 amino acids)
Molecular function (GO): iron ion binding; heme binding; monooxygenase activity
Source: RefSeq, a predicted model, not a curated record
AACUUCGUUAAAAUGGCGUUGUGGUUGUUGUUGCUGAUUGCUGUAGUAUCGCUGCUAUAUUAUUACGUGCGACGUCGUUACAGCUACUGGAAAGAUAAGGGUAUUCCUCAACUUGAACCAACCAUUCCGCUUGGUAAUUUGAAAGGUGUUGGAAGCACACGAAGUUUUGCCGAAUUGCUCGAUGAGGCGUAUCAGCGAUUCCUCGGACAGUCACCCGUUACCGGGAUGUACUUUCUUACCAGCCCCAUACUGUUGGUGACAGAUCUGGAUCUUGCGAAGCAAAUGCUGGUAAAAGACUUCCAUCGCUUUCACGAUCGUGGAAUGUACGUAAAUGAACGGGACGAUCCACUGUCCGGACAUCUGUUUUCGAUCGGCGGUGAACGAUGGCGCUAUCUGCGCAACAAACUCAGUCCUACGUUCACCUCGGGCAAAAUUAAAUCGAUGUUCAUAACGAUUCGCGAGAUUGGUGAUGAGUUUUUGGCCUCGUUCGAUAAGUACAUCGAUCAGGACGAACCGAUCGAUAUUAAGUUACUGUGCCAGUGCUUUACGUGUGAUGUGGUAGGAUCGUGUGCGUUUGGGUUGCAGUGCAACUCGUUGAAAAACGAAGGAUCGAAGCUGCUUGACAUCGGUGACAAAGUAUUUCGACAGGGUCCCCUGCGUAUGAUUUACUCGAUUGCGAUAGGAAUUUUCCCAUCGCUUUCGAGAGCACUCCGUUUGCCUGCGCUGCCUGGCGAAGUUUCCUCGUUCUUCCGACCACUAGUACGAUCGACGGUGGAACAUAGAGAACGCAACGCGAUCGAGCGUCCCGACUUCCUUAAUCUAUUGAUACAACUCAAAAAUAAGGGCACGGUUGAGGACGAUUCGCAGGAAGGGCUGGAAAAGUUAACGCUUGAUGAGGUGUCUGCACAAGCGUUUGUGUUUUUCUUUGCCGGUUUUGAGACCUCCUCAACGACGCUGUCGUUCGCAUUGUUUGAGCUGGCCAACAAUGCAGAGAUUCAGGAACGGGUGCGUGCCGAAGUGUUGGAAAAGCUCAAGCUUCACGACGGCCAGAUUACGUACGACGCACUCAAGGAGAUGACGUACCUCGAUCAGGUUAUCAAUGAAACGUUGCGUUUGUACACACCCGUGCCACAGCUGAUGCGAGUAUCGAACGAACCGUACCACCUUCCAACACUGAAUGUAACGCUGGAUAAAGGAACAAUGGUGUUUAUUCCAGUGCAUUCGUAUCAUCACGACCCGGCCAUAUUUCCCGAUCCGAAACGAUUCGAUCCAGAUCGCUUUGCACCGGAAUCGAUCAACAGCCGUCACAGUUACGCGUUUCUACCGUUUGGAGAAGGGCCAAGGAAUUGCAUCGGCAUGCGAUUUGGACUGUUGGAAGUAAAGUUUGGCAUUGUGCAGCUGCUAAGCAAAUUGUGUCUCAGUGUUGAUCGGCGAACAAUAGUUCCCCUGAAGCUAUCAAAAAGUUCUGGCUUUCCAGAGGCAGAAGGAGGAAUUUGGUUGAAAGCGUCACGAGUUUAG